Molecule: messenger RNA, 2585 nt
Organism: Guyanagaster necrorhizus
Lineage: Eukaryota; Fungi; Basidiomycota; Agaricomycetes; Agaricales; Physalacriaceae
Exons: 6
Coding region: 24-2585 (853 amino acids)
Biological process (GO): exocytosis; intracellular protein localization; Golgi to plasma membrane transport
Cellular component (GO): exocyst
Source: RefSeq, a predicted model, not a curated record
CUUACCACCACCUUCAGGAAGCAAUGCAGUCGCUACGGACGCGACGUUCUCAGGCGCCAGCGCGUAAGGUGCAGCGCUCUGGAACGAAGCUCUCAAAGAUUGCCCAAGGUGUAACCUCUCGCCCUCGCGAUUCCCGAAAAUCUCGUGUCGAUGACAAGAUUAAGAAGCGCAUGUCGAUGCGCUAUGCCGACAUUUCAGGACCUACAGAGCUCAACGUACCUCCAGUGCCCAGCCUACCUAUUGUCGAAGGUAUUACGGACGGAUUUCAGAAUGAAGUCGUCGGAGACAAGAUAGGCAGUCAAGAUGACGCGGCAGCGACGGCGGCAGAGAACGAUAAGAAACUAUUGGACGAGGAUGAUUUUGACCCGGAUGCCUACUUGAAGCUCAAGCUGGCGAAUUCGACGGAAGCAGAAGUCAAGUCCCUACAAUCUUCUCUACGUGGAGCCAAAGAUGAUACUGCGACUGAUCUCCAAAAGAACGUUUUCCAAAAUUAUGCAGAAUUCGUGCUCAUCUCCAAGGAAAUCUCGACCUUGGAGAAUGAAAUGAUUGAACUGAAAGAAUCUCUCUCGGAAUACAAAUCCAUGCCAUCCUUGCUUCACAUUCCUGACCCCACCUCGACGUCUUCUUCAACUAUGACUUCGUAUCGGCGCUCUUCCGUUGCUGACUUGCGGAUCAUGUAUUUCAACCAGAUGCAGGCGUUGCAUGCUCAAAUUGAAGGAUCUGCCAAAUUCGCACCUACUACACCAGGAAGACAUGUCAUCGGCGAAGUCGAGGGUGUGUUAUCAUUAAAUGCUGCAACAUAUAAGGUUGUCGGCAAGGUAAAGUUUGUUGUCUUGGACGACGCUGUGUUGGUCGCCAGGAGACGACGCCGCAACGGUCCCGAUUCGCGUAGUGGUGGCAGCGUUAGUGAAGGCAAGCUGGUCGCGGAGCGAUGCUGGCCAUUGAGUGAAAUGCUGGUGUUAGACACCAAGGACUCACCCAGUAUGACGAAUGUCUUCAAGAUCAGACAUGGAAAGGAAACGCACGUCUAUCGCACUGAGUCUCCUGCAGACAAGAAAUUGCUUCUUCAGCAACUACGUCAUGUAGCCGAGGAGCUAGCCGCCAAGAAGCGCAAGGAACGUGAAGGAGAGCACGAAAGGAGGAAGAGUUUGUGGCAAGGUGCUGGCGAUAGGUCUUCUGGAUACAAUUUGGAUCGCAUGCCUCCAGCUGAGUGGAUCAGGGAACUCGCUGCGAAAGUGGGAGAAGCUCCGGACGCAGUCGCUAAGGACAAAUUGGAACGCGAGGCACGUUGGACCAGCGAAUGGGCGGAUGAUCUGACCGUUGCAAUUGCUCUGCGAGAAUGGGAAAGAGCUACGAAGCUUGUCGAAGAAGGUAAAGAGAAGUUGGCUACAGUUCCUUCCCUGGCUCCAAAGCUCCCCGGUUUGUCCUCGCAGCUGACCGCAGCCCUCUUGUCUUCCUUGUCUUUGGUCUCGAACAAGAAGUCUACUGUUAUUUCAUUGAUCUCUCUCCUUUUGCGUCUCAAUGCUGGUCCUGCUGCUCGCGCAACGUUCCUCAGCAUGCGCACCCAAAUCAUCAAGAAUCUUGUCAGAAAAAUCAAAUUCGAAGGGCAUAUUGGUACAUAUAUUGCCGACUUGGCUAUCGUGACUUUCACUGCCAUUAAGCAUACUGCCGAUUGGUUUUUGGCAAGCUUCAAGGAGAACGAAGUCGCUAGUGCCUUCAUUGAUUGGGCGAAAAGUGAAAUUGAGAAUUACGCAGAUGUGUUCCGAAGGCAGGUCUUCAGCUCGGAUGUGGAUCCGAAGGUAGUCGAAGAAGGUCUCAAAAUCACAUAUUCCCAGAGCAAGAAGGCAAGGAUUGUGAUUACAUUAACGCCCUUAUCUAACAUCUACUCUCAGCUACUUGAGGAUUAUGGACUUGAUUUCCGUUUCCUACUAGAGGAGCUACUAGCAGAGAAUGUUCGUGAGUCGGAAACUAACACCAAACCUGCUGAGUUGAACCUGCAAGACAUACGUAUAAUGCCGCCGAAAUUAUCAAAGUCUUCGUCUAAACUGUCCCCUUCACUCACGUCGCCCAUCAGCCGACGUUCUCCCACACCAAGUGCAAGUUCAGCCAGGACACAGUCAUCAUCUUCUACUUCCUCUGGUGCAACAACCACAGCGGCCAGUGCCACGCCGACUGCGCUGUCCUCAGCACCCCCUUCUGGUUACUCUUCGGCUUCAUUUUAUACCCCCACGCCCACCACAGGUGUGUUCCUCUCGUCCCAGACCCAAAUGUCAUCCAUACCAGCUCUUCCUCGUGCCCGCACACCGUUAUCAUCCACGAUACCAGCAUAUGGAAGCAACACGCCGCCGCUAUCUGCUCCAGUUCUUCCCGUUCCUUUCGCAUCCCCACUUCCUAGGCGGACAAGGUCUCCUCCUCCCAGUGCGUCUCCUUUACGACCGGGCACGUCGAGUAGCACGAGGGAGAGACCGCCGCGCUCAGCUAAGGCCAGUCCUGCCCCACCCCCUCGAUCAACGAACAGACCUGGCAGCUCGACAGGCCAUAGGCCGCCACCUGUAGCUGUUCCAUCUCGAGAGGGCAUGAUCUAA